Messenger RNA from Cucumis melo (muskmelon), 1369 nucleotides. RefSeq lists its product as uncharacterized. NCBI's taxonomy places the organism in Eukaryota, Viridiplantae, Streptophyta, Magnoliopsida, Cucurbitales, Cucurbitaceae. Bases 160 to 909 code for a protein of 249 amino acids. The transcript has 6 exons. The record is from RefSeq and is a predicted model, not a curated record.
GUCUACUACGUAUAUCUCUGAGCUCAAACCGACCCCGAUCCAUGGCCGCUUUCAUUCACUCUCUGGAGGAGCAAAAGAGUUCCAUUUAACUUAUUUACUUAUUACCCACCAUUCUCCUUCGCUCUACUAUUUUUGGGGCUUUAAUCGUUCUAUUUCCAGAUGAUGAACGGCGGCGGCGGCAUCAAAACGGCACUCCUCAAUCCCCAGGCAGAUUGUUUUGGCUUGAAAACUGCUUUUUUUCAUUCUACGUCUGUUCUCGACCGCAAAAGACGCAGUCAUUGGGAUUCUAGAUGCAACCACUAUACGAAGAGUUUUAGAAGGAUUAAUACAAAACAAUCAUUGCUGCGCAAUGUCAGUGCCUAUGCAGAAUUCCUCUUUCAGAGUUGGCGGGAUGAGGUUGAGGCUAAUGAUCCUUCCUCGAGUAGUGGCACUUCAUGGUUUAAAAGGCACUCAUUUAGGGGCUCUAAAAGAGACAGGAUCAACCAGAGAUCAGGGUGUUCGAGCAGAAGUUUUGAGUUUACUGAAGAUGAUCCUGAUGUUGAGACUGUCUUCCGAUCUGCAUUUGGUGGAUAUCGGUCUUAUUACUGGUCUUUUAUUAAUGAAGAGAAUCCUCAAUGGAGGAGUUCAACAAAUAACUCAAGUAACUAUGGGAGAUCUUGGACAUGGCAAUAUAAGUCAAAUAACUAUGGGAGAUCUUGGAGCUGGCAACAUAGGGUCGAUGAAGAUUAUGACUCUUUUAAUGGAUAUGAGGAUUCGGAUGCAAAUUUGGUGUCGCAUAGGCUUGCUCUUGGACUACAAGCGUCUGGUCCACUCAAACUUGAAGAUGUUAAAAAUGCGUAUCGAGCAUGUGCAAUGAAAUGGCAUCCAGAUCGUCACCAAGGUUCCUCCAAGGUGGUAGCACCACCAUGAACCCCCAAUAUCAAUAGGAUAGACAUACCAAUCUGUCAGUAUCUGUAUGCUGCAAUGCUGAAUGAUAACACAAAUGCAGGUGAUGGCGGAGGAGAAGUUCAAAGUUUGCAGUGUGGCAUAUCAAUCAUUGUGCGACAAGUUAGCGGUAAAUUAAGGAUAGCAUCUUCAUCCAAAUUCCAACCUAUUGCAGAUCAUUAAGGAUGCUGUCACGCUUUUUCUUUCAUAUCUUGAUCUCAACACUUUUUUGAUAUGAUAUUGGGACCGUCAUAUCUGAAGUUUUGGUUAUUAUUUAAUGCUGACAAUUUGUUUGGCAAGACGUAAAGAGUACUACUGUGUCCAUUUUUAUACGGUAUCAAUAAUUAUAGUAGGAAAGUUGUAUAAUUUACUGUUGUUUUUAACUGUAUCGAACUACUUAGUUUAUAACAUGUUUGAGACUAUGGAAUAAGAACAUUUUGAAAAA